Messenger RNA from Eriocheir sinensis (Chinese mitten crab), 6985 nucleotides. RefSeq lists its product as uncharacterized. The record is from RefSeq and is a predicted model, not a curated record. The transcript is spliced from 5 exons. Lineage: Eukaryota; Metazoa; Arthropoda; Malacostraca; Decapoda; Varunidae. The coding region runs from base 414 to 1634 and encodes 406 amino acids.
CACGCCUUGGCUACCGGGGAAAGGUGCGUCUGUCUGCCCGUCAAGCGAGUGGCCGGCCAAGCAGCAGCCAGGUGGAGGGACGGGAGGAAGGGAGGGAGAGCUCGUCUGUAUAUAAGGGCCACGGCGCAGCGGUAGGAAGUGUCAGUAUAGCUUGAGGUGUCGAUCUGUGUGGGUCUGUGUUCCGAGUGAGGCUGUGAGGCAAGGUUGGACCCUCCCUCCCUGAAGCAACCAUCCACUGCUGCUCCUGUUUAUAGUGAAGGUGUGUUCGUCUCGGCUUCCCUACCUGUGUGUUGCACCUGUAGUUACCUGGAUACACGCAGACAGGAGCUCCCACGUAUUGCUCCUGUUUUCCCUGCAGGGUCGUCUGUCUGUUUCUUCUUCGUCCGCCUGUCUCCACGCACACAUUGUCGGAGAUGGCGUCGGAGCCCACUAGCCCCUCCACCCCAACCACACCCUCCUCGCCCGCGGAUGACGCCGAGGCAACCAAGGAGUGGCUUGAGACCAUCUUGGAGGCCUACCACCGCUCCCUGGUACCUGACGAGGAGCCCGAUGUGGAGCUUGGGGAGUGGAGCGUCAAGCCUGCCACGGACGAGCGCGAGGGGUAUCUGUCCGAGCAGCUGUCCUUAGGCGUCACGUACACGGCGUCGGGGCGGCCCUUCCACGCGCACCUCCUGGCUAAGCUCCUGCCCACCGACCCCUUCAACCGAGCCUUCGUCAUCGAGUCCCGUUUCGACCUGCGUGAAAUCAAGUUUUAUGAGGAGAUCAAGCCAGCAGUGGAGGCUGUGGAGCGCAAGUACCUGACGGAAGAGGACUUGGACGCCAGCUGGACCCCCGACCUCUACUACGCCAAGCACAAGGAAGCCACGGAGUCGAUCCUGGUUCUGGAUGACAUGUGCCAGCAUGGAUACAAGGUGCCAGAGCUGACCGAGGGCAUGUCGCCGGCACAGACACGCUCCGCCCUCGUCAUGCUGGCAAACUUCCACGCCGCCACGGUGGCCCUGCAGCUGAAGGAGGGCAAGACACUGACGGAGGAGUUCCCUUACCUGCUCUCGAUGGACCAGGCGGUGGAGUCCUUCAACUGCCUGGUGGAGCGAGGACUGCCGCUGCUCCUCAAGUUCCUGGAGUCCCGCAAAGACCAGGCAGAGGUGAGGGAGGGCCUGACCCGCUACUCCGGCCCACGCGCUGCCCAGGUGCUGAGGGAGGUGCUGGCCCCCUCGGACAAGCUCAACACCCUCGUCCACUGUGACUUCUGGUGCAACAACCUGCUCUUCAAGGAGGACGACAGCAACACGCGCUGCUGCAUCAUCGACUGGCAGAUGGUCAUGUUCAGCCGGCCGGCCAUUGACGUCGCCUUCCUCAUCACCACCUCCCUGUGUCCCGACGAGAGGCGGAAGCACGGCCGGGACCUGCUGUCAACCUACUGGGACUCCUUUAUGGCCAGGCUCUCCAAGUUCGGCAUCGAGGACAAGGCAAUCAAGUACACGAAGGAAGACCUCGAGGCGGACUACAAGUCGGCCCAGGCCAUGGCGGCGCUGGUGGUGGUCGGCAGCGUUGACAUUGCUCUCGGCACGCCAGCGAGGGAAGACCGAGCGCUGAACCUCCUCGCUGACCUCAUGAAGGAGGGGGUGUUAUGAGGUGUGUGUGUGAGCGUGCGUGUUUGUGUGUGUGUACAUGUCACAUUCCUGCUUGAGUGGAUGAUGUGUGUUUGCGUCUGUUUUGGGUUGCCAGCGAUGAUUCAAGCAAACUACAUAGGUAUACUCUGCUUAUUAUAAUCAUCAUCACCUCUGUUCUUCUCUGUGUCAGGUGUUGAUGGUCGCUGUGCCUCAUCUUUAGCCCCAGCCAUCUUUCUGUCCAUCAGUCAUCCAGAGAAGUGUUUCAUUUCCUCAGCAGACAAUUUUGAUUCUGUUCAGUAAUGCGCAGGGCACCGGGGUUGGUGUAUAAGAUGCAUAUAAAUCUACAAGACUUCAGCUUCAUAGUUCUGUUGAUGAUUUUCAGCCACUCAGCUUUUUUGUAUAUCUCUUGAUUCAUUUGCUUGUAACUUUUUGCUGUGAAAAGCUUGACUUAUUUAAAUGUCUUCUAUGAAUGCCCAUGAGCAGGAUGGGGGAGAGGUGCCACAGCCCUUGCCGUGCUGUGCUGCGGGGACACCGUGUUCAGGCUCUGUGUGGCACUGUGGCACGGAAGAGGAAGUCAAAGCUAUGAUGCUAAAUGGCAGGGAAAAAUAUAUGAGAGAGAGAGAAAGUGAGAUUGAUUUAUUGAUUGAUUGAAAGAGAGUGUGUGGACAAGAACAAGCAGAACUUUGAUCCAAGCCGCCCACCCUGCGGAGGGAGCUUUGAGGCAGAAGUUCUAGACCAGACAGACAGACUAUCAUGCACAGCUUUUGAGAAGAAACACUUGAUCUUUUCUUUGCUUGCUAGAGAAGUGAGGAAAGGAGAGACUUGCUUAUAGACACAACGUUCCUUCUGGCCGUGUUUUGCUUGCCCCCUCCCCAUGUUUUGGAGCAGCAUGUGACACUCAUCAUUGAUUUAAGACGUUGGUUUGUCUUUGUUAUGUAAAAGCUGACACACAGCCAACAGGUAAGCGUUGCAAUGGCUGGACCACAAGCAACGUGAGCCAAAGAGCUCAUUUCUUGCACUAAUAUGAAUAACUGUAGGCUGGUGAUCACAAGAAAAACCUUAAAUUAAUUUUUCAUGAUGCAUUGUUUGUUACUUGUAAAUUUAAUACUUCCCCAAAUAUCUAUUUUUGUCUUUUGCCAGAGGAGGUGUUGGUCAGUCCUUGCUUGGUGUAACAAGUACUAGUGCACUCAUUUUGCCGUCAUCCCGUGCGUCACGGGGCUUGUAACAAGCGUCAGUACUGUAUUGCUUUCAGUGUUCAAGGUCAGUGCAUGACUUUAUAACUGUUAGAUGAAACUCAUUGAUUGUGAUUAUUUUCAUUGACUGUCAUCAUGAUUUAUGUUGUGUUGUCUCUUUACAUAAUACUUCUUGAUGUCUAAAUUUUAGAGGUCCCCAAACCAAACGGCAGUUAUUAUUUUCACAUAUAUAUAUGAAGUGUGUGUGUGUGUGUGUGCGUGUGUGUGUGUGUGUGUUCACCUUGUAAUAAGCUUAUAGGAGCGAGCCCAGGCUUCUUGUCCCAGGUCUGAGGGCCUUCUUUUUUUCACCCUUGUGGUACUCACCUCUUGGUGGUGCCAGACCACCACUUUGGGGGUGAACACAACCCCCGAAUGACACCCGCCCACUCACUGUUGGGUGGACCGGGCCACAAGUGUAAGGAGACUGCCCAUUCGCCUCCACCACGCCUGGGAAUCAAACCUGGAAUUUCUUGGUUGUGAGCCGAACAUGCUAGCCACUGCAGAACAGAGCACUGGAUGUAUGUAUACGAGGGUGUGAGAGUGGACCGACAAGGCUUUACAUAUUACUGAUGCCUUUUUAUUGUAUAUGUAAUGAACUAAUCAUAACGGUUUUCAUAUAUGUAAGUUUUAUGACUCGUAUUCUUUGCCCAAAGGAUAAUUUUCUCUUCAUAGAUUUUCCAAAUUUAUUUCUUGAGCAUUAUCUUUUUUCCUCUUUGAUCAGUCAUCCAUCACAAAAGUUCCACACUUCAUGCACCUCCUUUGUGUUUAACCCGGUAGCAGCGGGGAUCAUGUUUCUUAAUGGUCCCUCUAAGCGAGAAAAAUGAGAAAAAAUCACCCCUCACACAAACCAUUUCAUAAUAUAUAUCAAAGCAUUUCUGAUCAGAUUAGGUAUCAUCUAUUUUGGGGGGUUUAGAUCAUGGCACAAAUUUGGCCUGUCACUGCUAUACGGUAAAGACACAAAUUUGGCCUGUCACUGCUAUACGGUAAAGACACAAAUUUGGCCUGUCACUGCUACACGGUAAAGACACAAAUUUGGCCCGUCGCUGCUACCGGGUUAACAAUCAUCCUCUCACUGCUAAGGGCAGGUGGGAAUGCCUUGAAGGGCUGGGAAGAGUUCAGGUUUGUUAAGCACACAAACACUCGGAAAACUCUCAUUUGUGCACACGUAGAGGAAGUCAGGAGUAGGAAGGGAAGGAUAAAGAAGAGGAGUAGAAAUAGAAGCAUAAUACCAGUAAAUAGUCUCCAUCUGUCAACCACAAUCAAAUAGAGGAUCGAGGUGAGAGACAUUUACUUUUUUUCUUCUUUUAGUUUAUUGUAGAAUGGAUUGAGUGUGCUUUCAUAGACUGUUUGAGAAUGAUACUAAUAUAGGCUGCCAUUUGUGCAUAGAGGGAUGGAGCAGGUCAUUGAUAGCAGCUGUAGAGUGUGUGUCUGUGUGUGUGUGUGUGUGUGUGUGUGUGUGUGUGUGUGUGUGUGUGUGUGUGUGUGUGUGUACAGCUUAUUUUAAUUUUUCCAGAGGCUGAGCAAAGUCUUAUAGCCACCCAUUGAAAAAUAUAUAUAGACAGGACAUUAUUUGGUGCUGGUUCUUGGUGGUAUGUACAGCCCGUCUUCAUCUGUGUCUCGACUUGCCUGCCCAAAAGCCCUAACAAUUGCCCCCUCGAUGUUUGUCAUGUUUAUAUUCUCUUGUAUCUGUGUUUGUCUGAUUAUUUCUCUCUCUCUCUCUCUCUCUCUCUCUCUCUCUCUCUCUCUCUCUCUCUCUCUCUCUCUCUCUCUCUCUCUCUCUCAACCCUCCCCCCCCACCCCUCUCACCCCACCCCCCAUUAAACAUACACAAAUUAGUCGCUGCAAAAACUUUCCCAGAAUUAUAACUCAACAAAAUCAUAUUAUUUAUUUAUUUUGCAAGUUUUUUUUUUUUUUUUUUUUUUUAGCAAGGGGGGAAGAGAGGAAGGGGUUACAGGGUAUACAUAAACAAAUAGCUAAGCAGUAUGUAAAUUAAUUCACUUGGUAAAUAAACAAGUAAGAGAAUAUAUAUAUAAAAUAAAGUCCCGAUGAAUUAUUAAAAGAAGAUAGAGAGAGACGCAGGAGUCGUUUUAAUUGCAAAGAAAUCUUGACACCUUAUAGCUCCCGAGACUCAUCCUCUGAACAGGAGCUGAAGGAAGGACAAAAUACUACUUAAAUACUAAACAGUGUAAACUCUUCCCAGCGUAGAGCAUAAGAAGACUCGGUACCGCAUCAUGUAGCUCUAAACUUUGACAACUUGAAUGGGUCUAAACUCUUCCCAUUGUAGAGCAUCAAGGAGACUGUACCUGUAGACUGUAGCUCUAAACUUUGACAAUUUGAAUCAGCGUAAACUCUUGCCAGCGUAGAGCAUCAAGGAGACUGUACCUCAUCAUGUAGCUCUAAACUGACAACUUGAAUGGGUCUAAACUCUUCCCAUUGUAGAGCAUCAAGAAGACUCGGUACCGCAUCAUGUAACUCUAAACCCUGACGACUUGAAUGUGUCUAAACUCUUCCCAUCGUAGAUCAUCGAGAAGACUCAGUACUGCAUCAUGUAGCUCUAAACACUGACAACUUGAAUCAGCGUAAACUCUUCCCAGCAUAGCGCAUAAAGAAAACUACCCCAUUGUGUGGCUCUAAACUUUGACCAACCUCUGUGGGCGGAGAAUACGUCGAGCUUAAAGAGGAGAGUUAGGAAGUAGGCCGAGAGGGCAGCAUUGGUACUCUCUAAGCGGCUAGGACUAAGCGAUUAUGACGGGCUUGUGUAGGCACCUGGGGUUAGCUGGACGAGGGUAACUGUUCUGACCUAGAUACCACAGUUGACCUUGUUUCUCAGGGUAAGGGAUUCUUGUAGCUAGAAGACACUUGAAGGCUACAGUGCUUGAAGUGACACAGUUUACCACUUAUAAAAUUCACAUACACUUUUUGUCAUCAUUCUCUCAACACACACACUUUGAUUCUGUUUUAUGACAUCCUAUUAAGCACUUGAAUUUAACAGCCUCUUCUUCUUCUUAGUUUAGCAUCCUUCUUUUCCCUUAUGAGGUUGGAUGAGUUGAUGAGGAAUUUAAUAGCCCUGAUCUUUUUCCGUGUGUGUCUUCUGAGUAUUGUGUAUCAUUAAACUGUUUUUAUUUUGCCGUGAGAAUAAGUCUAAGGCAUGUAACACAAUGAAGGAGUUAUGUGUAUGUGUUCAAGUCCAGAGAUACUGUUGUGUUUAGGUAAAGAGCUGUCUCAUGUCAAAAUUGUUUACCAUGCAAUACAUACCCUCUGUUUUGUUAAGGUAAUGAACUGUCUUGUCAGAACCAUAAACUAUUUUUCAUGAUACUACAUAUAUACCUGUUCUGUUUUGUUUAGGUAAGGAGCUGUCUAAUGUCAAAAUCAUAUACUUCACAAAUCACACAUACCCUCUUUCUGUUUUGUCAAGGUAAGGAGCUGUCUAAUGUCAAAAUCAUAUACUUCACAAAUCACACAUACCCUCUUUCUGUUUUGUCAAGGUAAGAGCUGUCUAAUGUCAAAAUUGUAUACACUAAAUGAUAAUACACAUCCUCUUUCUGUUUUGUUAAGGUAAGGAGCUGUCUCAUGUCAAAAUCAUGUUCUAUAUUUCACAAUUCAUUCAUACCCUCUCUGUUUUGCUAAAGUAAGGAGCUCUCUAAUGCCGAAAAACAUAUAGGCCUACUGUUAUUUCUUUUCUUUCUCUCUUUAUUUCUUCAUUAUUGUGUUCUUGUUUUAUUCUUAUUGUUCUUUUCUGUUGUUCUUGUUCUUAUUCAUGUUUGCUAAAGUAAGGAGCUCUCUAAUGCUGAAAAACAUAUAGGCCUACUGUUAUUUAUUUUUUUCUCCUUUAUUUCUUCAUUAUUGUGUUCUUGUUUUAUUCUUAUUGUUCUUUUCUGUUGUUCUUGUUCUUAUUCUUCUUGUUCUUGUUCACUGUACUUCACGAUGCAUAAUAAACUGUGUCGCCCCUAGCUAGUAAGGGGUCGCUUCAUCUCUCCUCCCUGGCAAGGCUUGGCUGUGGUGGUGAGCAGAGGCCCAAGCGGAUUGUGAUGUGACGGAACUAAUGACCAAAACUAGCUCUUAAGACGAUGAAUGAUUAUAAUGAAUUCAAGGUAUUACUAAUAAGUCAUUGAUGUUAAAUAAUAAAAGUCUGUUUGAAUU